Molecule: messenger RNA, 2640 nt
Organism: Galendromus occidentalis (western predatory mite)
Lineage: Eukaryota; Metazoa; Arthropoda; Arachnida; Mesostigmata; Phytoseiidae
Product: transcriptional regulator ATRX homolog
Exons: 4
Coding region: 1-2640 (879 amino acids)
Cellular component (GO): nucleus
Molecular function (GO): ATP hydrolysis activity; ATP binding
Source: RefSeq, a predicted model, not a curated record
AUGGAGAUCUCGUCGAGAGCGGCCGCAAAGGAGGAGGCGAAUCGUCGUCAGCGCGUCUCCGAGCGGCGGAAAUUCUACGAACAAAUCGAGGAAACCGAGGUGAGAGACGGACGGAUCAACCGAUGCGUUCUGGAGUAUGACCUCGGAACCAAAGAACCCCUCGUCGAGGUAGAAGCAGCGCUCGUGCGCGACAUGAAGCCGCAUCAAGUCGAAGGUGUGAAGUUUCUCUACGAUACGGUGAUCGAGUCAAUCGAGCAAGUUUCCCAGAAUGCCCCAGGUAGUGGCGCAAUCCUGGCGCAUUGCAUGGGCUUGGGUAAGACGUUCCAGGUGAUCUCUUUUCUGCAAACGGUCAUGACUCACGGUAUCCUCAAAAGAUACAUCAGAAAAGUCAUCGUGGUCUGUCCCUGCAAUGUCGUAUUGAACUGGGUGAGGGAGUUCGAGAUGUGGAUCGAUGAGAACGAAGACGUCAAAGACGCGCUCAGAGUGUACGAGUGCAGUGGACCGAAAAACAUCCACGAACGGCUGGAAAUGCUCGAGGAUUGGAGCAGGAACGGCGGUGUAUUCAUCUUGGGAUACUCAAUGUUCAGACUCAUGUCUCGGAAAAACGCGGCGCCAUGGGAAAUCGAAGCCAAACUACCUCUCCUCCUCCACGACCCCGGAGCCGACCUCGUCGUGUGCGAUGAAGGCCAUCUCCUCAAGAAUGGGAAGACUCAAAUUUCGAAGGCCAUGAACCUGAUCAGGACCAAACGCCGAGUGAUUCUGACAGGAACGCCGCUGCAGAAUAACAUGUCCGAGUACCAUUGCAUGCUGAGCUUCGUAAAACCGAAUCUUCUCGGGACUCACAAGGAAUUUAACAAUCGCUUCCUGAUCCCCAUCACCUACGGUCAAGAACUUCACGCCACUGUCUACGCGGUGCGACGCAUGAGGAAACGCGUGCAUAUAUUAAACCAAUUGCUAGCUGGAUGCAUCCAUCGACGCGACUACAAUCAUCUGACACCCUAUCUCCCCACGAAAUUCGAGUACAUAAUAUCGAUCGAGUUAUCGGAUAUGCAGAAGAAUCUUUAUCGUCAAUACCUCGAUUACAUUGGUAUCGGCGAGGAUACUCCGCGCGAACGUCUCAAGAGACGCAUGCUGUUGAUGGACUACCAAGUUUUGAAAAUGGUCUGGACGCAUCCGAGUCUCGUGACAGAAAGCGAACAUCGACGGGAGCAGAUACGGCAAAGGAGGACCAGCAAACAGAAGCCGCUCAACCUCGAUGACUCCAUCGGAGCCUGGGACUCUCUUGUAUUCGGUCAAAUCGGCCAAGAGGAAAUCUUGAAAUUCUGCGGCCUCGACGAAUUCCGCUUUGAGACUCAGAACGAGCAAGCAGGACCGGUGGAUAUCAGCGCAAAGGGAGAGCCGGACAAAUGGUGGAGCGAUGUCCUCCCGAGCGGUGCCGAGGAGCUCGAAAGCUUAGCGCUUUCGUCAAAACUCUCGCUCGCAUUCGAAAUUCUCCGAGAGAGUGAGCUGGUUGGAGAUAAGGUAAUCUUAUUCAGUACUAGUAUACUGACAUUGGAUCUCGUUGAAAGGAAUCUGCGGAUCGAAUAUGACAGGGCUGUCGCAGAAAACCCCGAGAGCUCGGCCAUUCGGAGUUGGCUUCCCGGCGUCGAUUACUUCCGAUUGGAUGGGAAGACCGAUAUCAACGUCCGAAAAAGAGACAUCGAUCAGUUCAACGAUCCCCGAAACAGAAGGGCGAGGCUUUUCCUCGUCAGCACGAAAGCUGGAGGGAACGGGACGAACAUGGUGGGAGCGAAUCGCGUUAUCGUUCUUGACGCCUCGUGGAAUCCGUCUGACGACAGUCAGGCCGUAUUCCGAGUGUACCGUUUCGGCCAGACAAAGCCGGUCUUCGUAUAUCGCCUUGUGGCGCAUGCGACCAUGGAGGAAAAGAUUUACGAUCGACAAGUGAGCAAAAUCUCGCUCGCCUGUCGAGUGGUGGACGAACAGAAUCUCGAGCGUCAUUUCAACGAAGCGGAUCUCAGAGCUCUCUAUGAGUUCAAGCCCGAGAAGGACGCGCGGAGAACUCCCUCCAUUCCGAAAGAUCCGCUCCUCGCGGAGCUGCUCCUCAGAUGCAGAACACUAAUCCGGGGUUACCACGAGCACGACUCGCUACUCCGUCAAGAACUCGAGGACGAACUAACUGAAGAAGAGCGGAAACAGGCCUGGAAGGAAUAUGAGGACGAACGCGACGGCAAGGCCCCGCCUCGUGCACCGACCUCGCUCUCGGAAUCGGCCGCAUCUGCGCCGGGCAAGCGAAGCCAGCCUGCUUCAACUGGCUGUCCGACUACACCGGCUCCCUUCGUUUACGAUGUGAACCAAGAUCCUUACUGGCAGCAGGUUGCUCCUCAUGCCGAGGCUCAAGACUACGAGGAGCUCCACAAGCAGAUGCUGGGCGAUUUCAUGACCGGUGCGUUGCCCUUGCCUGCGCAGAGCAUUUCCCCGGUGGCACAGCAACAGUACGAGAUUCCGCAAUGGUUACUUGGUGGGGUCCCGAAUGUCGCGUCGGCGCCCGACACAGGAACGCCCGCCGACUUGGGGAAAUUGUUGAAUGAAUCGAUGCUGACCGCUUUCGGGGUCGACGAUCCUUCGAUGGGUCCGAAAUAG